AAGGUGGACACAGAAUAAGAGAGGAGGAAACGAACGCUGGUCAGAAGGGAGGAACCACGAGAGAAGCAACAGGUCUCAAAGAUGUAUAACAACCCUUCUCAUGUAAACUACGGAUUUCAGUAUGAAGAAGAAAGACCGCCGCCACAAGCACCUGAAUAUCCGCCGCCGUAUUAUCCCUCCGUACCUCUGUACUCCAACUUCCCACGCACACCUGCACUUGCACCUGUACAAGCACCCAUCAAUACACACUAUACUGUCACAGCCGGACUUCCUUAUACCCCAUCAACACAAAAAGCCAGCAGAAGUCGAUGUCUAUGUAUAACGGCAGCAGUUGUUAUCAUCGUCCUCAUUAUCUUGGCAGUAGCAGCUGUGUUGAUCUGGUACUUCUUGUUCAGCGCGUGUGUGAUGGGGCGGAGAUGUGGACAGAGCAGCAUGUGUGUGCGCUCAUGGCAGUGGUGUAAUGGACAAACGGAUUGUCCAGCGGGCGAGGACGAGGCCCAGUGCUUUCGCUUCUACGGUUCUAAUCUCAUGCUGCAAAGCUUUUCAAACAAAGACCAAAAGUGGAAGGCAGUGUGUUCAGACAGAUGGGACAACACCAUUGGGAAGCAGGUGUGCCAACAGAUUGGUUACUCCAGUUCUGACUAUGUUAGCUAUGGGACAAUAAAUCCAAGCUUGAGCUCAGCAGACGGCUACAUGAUCCUCAAAUCUGAUUUCUCAAAUGCAUACAGUGCUGAGUCUGUACACGACUCACUCUCUGACAGUUCGAGCUGCCCAACAAAUACAGCAGUGACCUUGAAAUGCAUCGGUUGUGGAUCCUCUCUUGUCCCUGGAGUGCGCAUUGUCGGAGGGGUUACAGUAAACACUUUGGGGCGCUGGCCCUGGCAGGUCAGUCUGCAGGCCAUGGGGAGCCACAUGUGCGGAGGAUCCAUCAUCACUCCAUCGUGGAUAGUCACAGCUGCUCAUUGCGUUCAGACAUUUUCAUCUCCAAGUCAGUGGAAGGUGUUUGCAGGGUUUCUGACCCUGACCCAGAUGUCUUCCUCCAUCGGCAACUCUGUCAUUCAGGUUAUUGCCCACCCUGGCUAUGACCCUGAUAACAAUAACAAUGAUAUUGCGCUGAUGAAACUGUGGUCACCGCUCCGAAUGUCGUCCAACAUUGCACCAGUGUGCUUGCCAAACACCGGUCUCGACUUGUCAACAUCGAGAACAUACUACGUUACUGGAUGGGGGGCAACUGUGAAUCAAGGUUCUGCCUCCAAUGAGUUACGUGAGGCUCAAGUCUCACUUAUAAGCAGGACAGUAUGUAACAGCCGGCAGGUUUAUAACGGCAUAAUCACAGACACCAUGAUAUGCGCAGGCACGCUGGAUGGUGGAGUGGACACGUGCCAGGGGGAUAGCGGGGGUCCUCUGGUCACUUCAGAGAAUUUCCUGUGGUGGCUGGUGGGAGACACAAGCUGGGGCCAGGGCUGCGCUCUCAGAAACCGGCCGGGUGUUUAUGGAAAUGUGACCACCUUUGUUGACUGGAUUUACAUGCAAAUGAAGGUGAGAACAUAAUAUAUUAAUCUGAAGUCUGGGAGAAAUGGAUGACCUCUUGAACCUUUUUUGUGCAGCUUCAUACAGGAUGGUUUGGAGAUAUUUUUUUAUUGUGCACUAGUGUUAUAUCCCAUGGAUUAGCUGUAUUUAAUAAUAAUUUCUAUUGAUUUAUGAUUUAUUUUUGUAAUAGGCUUUGACUUUGACUUAAGUCAGAUUUAUUUAUUUCCAAAAAUGCCUUGAAUGGGUAACCUGAAGAUUGUUGUUUUUAAUCUAUAUUCGUAUCAGAUACAUUUAGUAAUAUGCACAAAUCUGCAUAGCCGACAUGUUCUUUUUUUGGUGACUGUUUAAAGUUACUCAAGCUUUAUUUGCACAGGUCUUUUUUUUCCAAACACUCCCCCUGAACAAAGUGAGUUUAAAAACAGGGCAUGAGAAUAUGACAGAGAAAAUGUUUUUUGCUUUAUCUGCAGUGCUGUUAUGUCUCUAUAAAGAGCUAAUUGUGAUUUAUGUAGUGGCUGAGAAGCAUGUGAAAGUGCAAUAUAUUUCAUAAACACAAGGUUUAUGUAUGUGGCUCAAAUAAAAAACAAAAAAAAAACCUGAUUGACAUUAAUGAAUAUGAGCAUAGUAUUCCCUUUGUUUAUGUAUAUAUCAUAUCAGAUUACUGAUUUUUGUAAAUGAAUUAAAAUGAUUAUUGUACA
This is a messenger RNA of Silurus meridionalis, 2225 nucleotides long. It is a transcript of the gene tmprss2, whose product is annotated as transmembrane serine protease 2. Gene Ontology annotation, molecular function: serine-type endopeptidase activity; protein binding. Gene Ontology annotation, cellular component: membrane. The transcript is spliced from 13 exons. Gene Ontology annotation, biological process: proteolysis. The record is from RefSeq and is a predicted model, not a curated record. Bases 82 to 1551 code for a protein of 489 amino acids. NCBI's taxonomy places the organism in Eukaryota, Metazoa, Chordata, Actinopteri, Siluriformes, Siluridae.